GCGACGUUACUUUUGGUCUUUUCAAAUGAGCUACCAACAGGUGUUCAGACACGCUGCCGGAGAAAGAGGAAAGCGUCCGGAGAGUAACUGUGCGUGAGCGCCCGGGGCGGGCCCGGGAGGGGAGCACUCUCCCAGGCCGGCUGGAGCUCGGGGAGGGGCCAAUCGGGGCUCACUACUCGCCGGGUGCGUAACUCGCCUUGGUGCCAGUUGGAAAGGCUCCUUCACUUCGGAGAUUGCUCCACAGCCAUGUCCGGGAUCUGGGUUCACUUGUCACUGGAGCUUAUUUUUCUGAGGAACUCAAGCCUACAACUGACUAAGAUAAGUUUGACAGUGUCCCUUAUGGAUUUUGUCUCCCAAACAAAGGAACCAAUAUUGAAAGAAGUUCAUUUUUCCUGAAUAAAAGUGAAGAACAUCCUGUUGGAUUUAUUGUGAAAGCCACCAGGCUCUUCUGUCCAUGAUUCUCCAGGCAAGAAUACUGGAGUGGGUUGCCAUUUCCUUCUCCAGCAGAUCUUCCCCACCCGGGGAUUGAACUUGAGUCUUCUGCACUGUUGGGCAGAUUAUUUACUGUCUGAGCCACCUGUUAGUGCUGGUUAACCAGGAAGGAUUUCAUCAGCACUGAAGAUUCUGUCACUAUAUAUAAAAAAGGAAGAAACAGAACAUGCUAUAUUUAUCUCUGUUUCUGGACCACUGUCUAAAGGUGAAAAUGCCCACAUGGCUGGUGUCAACUCUGAAGGGCUGAGAUUGAAUAAGAAUAUUACUGAAGCAAGUUCCUGCCAAGAAGGCCUAUAUCGUGAGCAUCUGUUCUGCUGUCAGCCUUGUCCUCCUGGCAAACGUAAAAACGGUGAAUGCAAACGCGAUGGAGAUAUGCCAGAAUGUGUGCUCUGCUCGGAGGGGAACGAGUACACAGACAAGAGCCAUCAUUCUGAUAAAUGCAUAAGGUGCAGCGUCUGUGAUGAAGAACAUGGGCUAGAAGUGGAACACAACUGUACUCGGACCCGGAAUACCAAGUGCAGAUGCAAAUCGAACUUUUUUUGUAACAGUUCUCCAUGCGAACACUGUAACCCUUGCACCACGUGUGAACAUGGAAUCAUUGAGAAAUGCACACCAACUAGCAACGCCAAAUGCAAAGGAUCCAGAUCUCACGCAAACAGUUUAUGGGCCCUCCUGAUCCUCCUCCUCAUCCUAAUAUUUCUAAUAAUAUACAAAGUGGUGAGAAGUCGACGCAGGAAUGAAAAGAAUGGUAAUUGCGUCUCUGCAGCCUCAAAUGAUGAAGGGAGGCAACUGAAUUUAACAGAUGUUGACUUGGGUAAAUAUAUCCCUAGUAUUGCUGAACUAAUGAGAAUAACUGAAGUUAAAGAAUUUGUUCGGAAGAAUGGUAUGGAGGAAGCCAAAAUAGAUGAUAUCAUGCAUGACAAUCUCCAUGAAACAGCUGAACAGAAGGUCCAACUGCUCCGCAAGUGGUAUCAAAGUCACGGGAAGAAAAAUGCAUAUUGUACGUUGACUAAAAAUCUCCCAAAAGCUCUUGCAGAGAAGAUUUGUGACAUACUCAUGAAGGACAUUACUAAUGAACGUGAAAAUGCAAACUUGCAAAAUGAAAGUGAAAACUUGGUUUAAAGUGAAAAACAACUAACUCAGUUCUGAGACUAUACUAAAUAUUCUAAAUAUGUUCAAAUAAGUUCUGAGUAGCUAUAGAUAUUGCUUGGCUUGGCUUUUUACUGGAUGUGUUUUCUUUUUUUCAUUGAUUAGAUUUGUAGAGCUAAUAUAUUUGCUCAAAGCUAUUUGUAGGGCUAAUAGCUUUGAGCAUUUUGUGAUUCUGCCUUCAAGGGUUUUUAAAGUCUAGUUGGGGAGAUGAAUGCUGGUGAGAGUAAAUACCCAUGUUCAUCUUCUUGCCUGUUGUGUUAAAAAGCAUGUUAAAAAGUGUGUAAAAAAGCGUGUAUUCAAAGAUUGAGAUCAUGCUCAAGUGUGUAACAUAUGAUUCUGUCAGUGUGAAUGUAAUUAAUGUAUGUGAACACAAAUGCCUAUCCACAGGUUGACCCCAUUCCACGAAUUAGUAGAUGUGAUCAUUGUUGCCAUGUAACAGUCAACUGCCUCUAAAUUACUUCCCCAGCUCCACUGAUAAUUCUAGAGAUUUUGCCAUAUUUAUAAAUUUUGUUUACACCUUUGAGAGGAGUAUAUUCAGGGAAAACUUGCACAUAUCCUCUGAAUGUAAAAUUUAAUAAGGUUCUACCUCAGAGAUCUUUGCACAAAUUAUUGGCCUUUCAUAGUGAAAUAUUUCCAUUUUGGAUUCACAUAGAAAAUGCAGACUCAAUUAUAAUGCUUGACUAUUUUAUAUUUGUCACUUUGGAUCAAAUAACCCACUUCUUUCUCAGGUGUCAAACAUUUUGAUCAGGAAAGAAUUACUAGAUCACUGUCAUCUCUCUAUUUUCACCUUCCUUGAUGUGCAUCUUGGUAGACUGUGUAUCCCCAGACUUGAAAGGACUUUCUAAGAAACACUGAAUGAUUCAUGAAAAACUGGGGCUGCCCUUAGAAACAUCUAGCUUGGUUUGGAGAGAUCAGCUGCUCUUAUGGAAGGUAGCUUUGUGGCAUAUCGUGAACCCAUGUCCAUCACCAAAGCUGAUAAGAUAGAUUCUUAUUUUGUUCCAUCCCCCACAAAGUGCUCAGUAACUUGCCAUGUGUUCUCUGUUGGUGUAAAGUCAGCUUAUACACAGCAGAAGUGAAAUCAUACUGCUGCUGCUGCUGCUGCUGCUGCUAAGUCGCUUCAGUCAUGUCCGACUCUGUGCGACCCCAUGGACUACAGCCCACCAGGCUCCCCCAUCCCUGGGAUUCUCCAGGCAAGAACACUGGAGCGGGUUGCCAUUUCCUUCUCCAAGGCAUGAAAGUGAAAAGUGAAAGUGAAGUUGCUCAGUCGUGUCCGACUUGGUGAUCCUAUGGACUACAGGGCUCCUCCGUCCAUGGGAUUUUCCAGGCAAGAGUACUGGAGUGGGGGGCCAUUGUCUUCUCCAGAAAUCGUACUAGGUGUUAAGAAUUGCUUCUGUUGUUUUCUGUAGCUUCUUAGACAAGCCCCUCUCCCCACUAUCACUUCCUUGCUUUUACAUUUAAACACUUUUGAAAGUUUGUAUUAACUGUGAAUGUUAAUAAAUAUUAUUUAUAUUUA
Capra hircus (goat) is the source of this 3154-nucleotide messenger RNA. RefSeq names its product Fas cell surface death receptor (gene FAS). Gene Ontology annotation, molecular function: tumor necrosis factor receptor activity; protein binding. The coding region runs from base 712 to 1614 and encodes 300 amino acids. The transcript has 10 exons. Lineage: Eukaryota; Metazoa; Chordata; Mammalia; Artiodactyla; Bovidae. Gene Ontology annotation, biological process: necroptotic signaling pathway; activation-induced cell death of T cells; motor neuron apoptotic process. Gene Ontology annotation, cellular component: membrane raft; CD95 death-inducing signaling complex; external side of plasma membrane. The record is from RefSeq and is a predicted model, not a curated record.